Molecule: messenger RNA, 465 nt
Organism: Engraulis encrasicolus (European anchovy)
Lineage: Eukaryota; Metazoa; Chordata; Actinopteri; Clupeiformes; Engraulidae
Product: cornifelin homolog B-like
Exons: 3
Coding region: 4-465 (153 amino acids)
Source: RefSeq, a predicted model, not a curated record
GAAAUGGAGAGCCUCCCCCUCCAGGUGAAAGUGGUACAGUCCCAGCCCCAGGCAGUAGUCAAGGAGGGGCAGUGGAGCACUGGACUGUUUGACUGCACUGAAGAUAUGGGGGACUGCUGCUUUGCGACGUGCUGCUUGCCCAUAUUUGCCUGUAAGACGGCGGGAGCAGCAGGAGUGUGUGUGUGCCUGCCCGUGCUGGACUGUGUUGGCUGCCUGACUCCAGGCUCUCUAGCCAUGAGGGCCGCCGUCAGAGAACGCUACGGCAUACAGGGCAGUCUGUGCUCUGACUGUGUGUACGGUUGCUGCUGCUACCCGUUCUCCUGGUGCCAGAUCUCACGAGAGAUCAAGAGAAGAGCCGCCGCCAUGGCCAACUCAUCUUCAUCUUCAGCGUCAUCAUCAUCACAAACAUCAUCCUCAGCCAGAUACAAACCCUUGCUCUCUUUAAGCGAGGCACAUCUGAUAUGA